AUGUCUCAAUCAGCUAAGAGUACCCGAUCGAGCGUAACAUCCUUGCUAUCGCCUACUAAGAAUAUUGCACCACAUACAGUGAGAGGAAAUAGUCAACAAAAUGUGGCAAUGGGAGGGUUUACAAGUCGAGAGGAGAUGAUUUCUCACUUUGAAAAGGAUAUUGUCAUACCUAAUUUUGUACCACUAUCAGAUUACAUGUUUAUUAAUGGUUGUUUGGAAAUGAAUGAAGUGGAUUUGUUGGAACAUUUUAGUAAAGCGUUGGGAGUUACGGAUUAUCUUGUAAAAUUAAGAUCAUCAAUAUUGUUGGAUUGGUUUUGUAAUAUUAUUGCAUUUUGUAAGGAGCAUUCAUUUUCAACAAGACAAACAUUGGAGCUUGUAAAAUUAUUGGAAAUAUUAAGGAAAGGAAUACUCCAAUCUGAAAAUAAUUCUCCUCAAUUUCCAACAGAAGUUGAAAUGCAAGAAUUUGCAAGGACAACAUUAUUUGAAAUGAGCAAGCCUCUUUCAGAAGAGACAUUGGUCGAAAUUGAAAAGCAAAUUAUAGAUGAAGAAAAAAGGUUGGAAGAGGAAAAAUCCAAACAAGAAAAGGAUAAGAAAAAGAAACCUUCCUCAUCAGCCUCAACAAAGAAAAAACAACUCUCAAAAGAAGAGGAAGAAGAAGAAAAGAGAAGACAAGAGGAGGAGCAACAACAAGCCAUUGAAAGAGCUAGAGUUGAAAAACAAAGAAAAGAUGAAUAUAGAAGCAAGAUCCCUUUAUUCAAUAUUGAUGACGUUGCAGUCAUUAUUGAUUUCAUUUUAAAAACUGUUGUUCAACACUACAACCUGUAUAGAUAUAUAUUCGAGGAGGAACAACCAUUAAGGGAAUCACUUUAUCAAGUGGAUGUGGAUACAAUCAUGCUUGAAUGUGUCUAUCCUCUUUCAUCCAUGCUUCAAGAAGCUGCCUAUACGCAAAAGAAAGAAGACGAAAAGAAAGCAAAGGAAGAGGCUGAGCAAAAGAAACGCGAGGAAGAAGAACAGGAACGUAUUCGUCUCGAACAUGAAGCUCGUGAAAGGUAUGAGAGAGAAAAGGCUGAAAGAAACGCUCCCAAAUUGACUGAUGAAAAUUUGAAGGAAAUUGCCGAAUAUUUGAAACAUGAGGUAAUGACCAAAAUUGAAGAGAAGGUUUCAGUAGUGGAAAGUAAGGUUAAGGCAACUGAAGACAUUACUCUAAAUUCACCUAAAUUACCUGUCAAUAAUCCUCCAAGUAGACCUCAAUCAAGAAGUAAAUAA
Messenger RNA from Naegleria gruberi, 1266 nucleotides. RefSeq lists its product as uncharacterized. Bases 1 to 1266 code for a protein of 421 amino acids. NCBI's taxonomy places the organism in Eukaryota, Heterolobosea, Eutetramitea, Acrasida, Naegleriidae. The record is from RefSeq and is a predicted model, not a curated record. The transcript has a single exon.